AUGCUGGACGAAACCGUUUCCUUGCGUAUUUGCCAGGAUGGUCAUGCAAAUGCAUUGGCAUUGAACAAGGAUUGCAAUCAAGUGGCUGUUGCUGGACGAAGUUUACUCAAGCUAUUUGCCAUUGACAGUGACGAUGGCGGUUUCACGGAAGUUUGUAAUAUGCGUAGCGGUAAAAAUCCAAAUUUAAGUUAUUCCUCCAAUGAUGUAGCCUGGAGUUCACUGGAUAAUAAUAUACUAGCCACAGCUGCGACAAAUGGUGUUGUAUCCGUAUGGGAUCUAUCAAAAUUUGGUAGACAAAAACAGUUAUUGGUCUACAAUGAUCAUCAACGUACAGCGCACACGGUGACAUUUCACAGUAGUGAAAUGAAUCUUCUGAUAUCGGGUUCACAGGAUGGUACCAUAAAAUGUUUUGAUACACGUUGCGACAAGGCUGUCAAUACAUUUUACAGUAAUUCUGAAUCGGUGCGAGAUGUUAAAUUUAGUCCACACAGUCCGCAUACAUUUUCGGCAGUCUCGGAAAAUGGUACAGUUCAGUUGUGGGAUUUAAGGAGAGCCGAAAAGUGUAUAUUACAGUUUACAGCCCACAGUGAUCCCAUUUACACCUGCGACUGGCAUCCGACAAAUAAUUGGCUGGCCACCGGUAGUAGAGAUAAACAAAUCAAAAUUUGGAAUAUGGAUGGUAAAGCUUCCUUGGAUCAUACAAUACACACAAUUGCUGUUGUCGGGCGGGUCAAAUGGAGGCCAGAAAAAACUUACCACAUUGCCAGCUGUGCUUUAGUGGUUGACUACAGCAUUCACAUUUGGGAUAUACGCCGGCCCUUUAUACCCUUUGCCUCAUUUAAUGAUCAUACAAACGUGACGACGGGUAUUGUUUGGAAGGGUUCGGAUACAAAUUGUUUAAUUUCAACAAGUAAAGAUUCAACAAUAUUUAAACAUGCUUUCAAAGAUGCUUCCCGUCCUGCUUUGAAAGCCAAUGCUCAGGGAGCAAGUUUGGGACGAAAGGGAGAUAUAUCAUUUGCAAAUAAAUUAAAAUAUUAUUUACCAGUAACGGCUGCACAAGUUGUUAAAUCGAAUAGCAAUAAUAACAAUAAUACACCAAUACAACGACAAAGAUCCAUAACUGGAGCUGAACAAUUUCAUAUUGGCAAAUCGGAUAUGUGUAGAUUUCUAUUGAAUUCAUCGUAUACCGGCUAUGUUGAUCCUGAACUAUCCAUACAAUUAAAAGAACACGAAUGCUUUAUUGGCUGUGCCAAGGAGCUAAUGUUGACGGGAAAGAAAUUGGCGGAUAUUUGCAAACACAACGCCAGCGUUUGUCGUAAAUAUGGAAAACAUAAUGCCACAACGCUGUGGUAUUUUGUUGAAAUUGCCUAUGGGUCGAAUGAGAUGAAUAAAUUAAAAUAUGAACAUCGUAAUUCAUUUUCGACACAAAAAAAUUCCCAAACAUCACGACGACCGACACAAGUUGUUAAUACCGACGUGCUAAAAUGGGAUCAUAAUGAAAAUAAUAAUGUUAAUGGUUCCGAUAAUGACACCGAACUUAAGCUGCUACAAGAUGAUGAUCUAAUGAUGAUGGAUCAUAAUGGUCCAGGUGGUGGUAAACAAUUUUAUCCACCGUAUGGUUCUGUAAUACUAUCCGAAACACAGAUGUUAACCGAAAUCACUUUUGAUAAUUUUGAUCAUUUGCGUAAUGGGUUUAUCUAUGUUGGACCACCGGAUAUUUCUAAGGCAUUGGCGUUGCCUGAAACAACGUUACAUUGUGAUGUGCAGGCAGCAAGGCCGCAGUUAGAUAUCAAUGCAGAGGAUCGUGAUAAAUCACCGCCCCCCAACAUGCCAGUGGAGUUAAAAGUUACAAAUGUCCCACCUGUACCCUUGUGGGAGCCUCAUCAAUUUAUUGCCGAUGCAUUGCUAUUGCAAAAUGAUGUUGGUGAUGUCCAGACGGCUCUGUCAGUUUUAAUUGCCAUGGGUGAAAAUCGCAAAUAUCUGCCAAUACAUGAAGCUUUAAUAGAACAUUGGUUUCAAACCUACAUCGAUCAGUUGCAUCGCUAUCAAAUGUGGAAUGAAGCGUGCCGCGUGAUAAAUCUCUCUUGGCUUCGAUCGGUGCGGGAACUUAAUCAGAAAUCCACUACGGUACAUACAAAUUGUGGUGACUGUGGUAGACCGCUGGGCGGUAGCGUCGGUUGGUAUUGUCAAAAAUGUAAAUCAAUGCGUUUGGCCAAAUGUUCGAUUUGUGGUCUUAUUGUACGGGGCCUAUAUGCCUGGUGUCAGGGCUGUUCUCACGGUGGACAUUUACAACACUUAAUGGCAUAUUUUACCAACAAUUCAAAUUGUCCCAAAUGUGGUCAUCUGUGUGAAUAUAAUUAA
Molecule: messenger RNA, 2361 nt
Organism: Musca vetustissima
Lineage: Eukaryota; Metazoa; Arthropoda; Insecta; Diptera; Muscidae
Gene: Wdr24
Product: GATOR2 complex protein WDR24
Exons: 8
Coding region: 1-2361 (786 amino acids)
Biological process (GO): positive regulation of TOR signaling
Molecular function (GO): protein binding
Source: RefSeq, a predicted model, not a curated record